Molecule: messenger RNA, 1782 nt
Organism: Colletotrichum karsti
Lineage: Eukaryota; Fungi; Ascomycota; Sordariomycetes; Glomerellales; Glomerellaceae
Product: hco3- transporter family protein
Exons: 6
Coding region: 1-1782 (593 amino acids)
Biological process (GO): borate transport; transmembrane transport; monoatomic ion homeostasis
Cellular component (GO): plasma membrane
Molecular function (GO): solute:inorganic anion antiporter activity
Source: RefSeq, a predicted model, not a curated record
AUGACAAAAGAACUAGAAUCUGGGGGUUCAAGCACGACGCAACUCGAGCAUAUCAAGACUAACAUGUCUUACACAUACGACAACGAAAAGGGUUGGCGUCGCUGGAGGGUACUCCGACCAGGCCGGGGCAUGUAUCACGAUGUCAAGAGAAGGUUACCCUAUUACUUGAGCGACAUUGCAGAUGCCUGGACGUAUCGAACAGUUGCGAGCACCAUCCGGAUGUACUUUGUGAAUUUGCUUCCUGCCAUAGCCUACACCCUGGACAUGUACCGUCGGACCGGCGAGUUCUUCGGUAUCAACGAGGCUCUCUUCUCCUCAGCGCUCGCGGCCGUCGUUUUCAGCAUCUUCAGCGCCCAGCCCCUCACCAUCGUCGGCGUCACGGGUCUGAUCUCGCUCUUCAACUUUACCAUAUACGACAUCAUCAAGAUAUACGAUGUUUCGAUAUACCCGCAGUUCAUGGCUUGGACCGGUAUCUGGGCAGCCAUAUUCCACUGGUUCGUAGCCAUCUUCAACGCCUGCGAUUAUAUGCGGUAUGUCACCGACUUUUCGAGCGAAUCGUUUGGCUUGUAUGUCGGAAUCAUCUACAUUAUCAAAGGAGUCGAAGAACUUGUAAACGAAUUCAACGCUGAGGGCGGCGCUGCCGGAUACUUGGCGUGUAUGAUUGCGAUACUCUACUUCGCAACUGUCUAUGGCCUUGAGAAGCUCGGGUCAAGCACUCUUUGGAAAGCAGGCUUUCGUGGUAUUCUCGCAGACUAUGCCUACGUCUUCGCCACGGUGUUUUGGGUUGGCUUUUCCCACAUACCCGGGACCUUGAAGAAUACACACAUCAUGAGAGUUCCUAUCGAAACUGCCUUCCAUCCCACACAGCCUCGGAACUGGAUCAUCGACUUUUGGAAUCUUGAUGUCAAGUGGGUGUUUGUCGCCAUGCCCUUUGGCUUCCUGGUGAUGCUUCUAUUCUACUACGACCAUAAUGUCAGCAGUAUCACUGCUCAAGCCCGCCAGUUCCCGCUUCAAAAGCCCGGUGGCUUCCACUGGGACUUCUUUCUCCUAGGCUGCACGACCUUCGUUGCCGGCAUCCUAGGCCUCCCGAUGCCCAAUGGAUUGGUCCCACAAGCCCCAGUCCACACUGACUCUUUGACCGUGUACAAGACGAGUCUCAAGAUAAUUCCGACGUCUGAAGGAGAGGACACGGAGAUCCGGCGACCCAUUGUUGAAGCGACCCAUGUCGUUGAACAGCGCAUAUCGCACCUGCUCAUGGGCCUGGCCUUGAUUGGAACCAUGACGGGUCCUCUCCUCGUCGUGCUUCACACAAUGCCUGCUGCUGUAUUUGCCGGCGUUUUCUUCGUUGUCGGGUGGGGUUCCAUCGAAUCGAACGGCAUUCUGGACAAAUUCAUGUUUCUCCAAGCCGAGAAACGCUUCAUUCAACGUGACGAGCCCCUGUUAGAAGUUCGCCGCCGCAAGAUAUGGCUAUACAUUGCGCUUCAGUUCGUGGACGUCGCCGCUUGUGUGGCCAUUUCCCAUACUCUCGGGGCCAUUGGCUUUCCGGUUUUGAUAAUCUUACUUAUUCCCGCGAGGGUUGUUUUUGUUCCGAAGUGGUUCUCACAGAAAGAAUUACAGACUUUGGAUGACUUCACCGCGACGAAUGAAAUCGUUUUGGCAAGCCUCGGUGGCAAGCCAGGUCUUCCUAAGGGGUCUCGGGAGGAAGAGUGGGGUCUGGAGAGAAGGGCCAGUGAAGCUAAGCAUGGCGUGCCGAGACAGAGAGCAGGAAGUCUGCACCGUUAA